AUGGCUGACGUGAAGAAUCCCGUCUCUAGUCCCCAUGAUGUUGAAACCAGAGACCCUGAGACACAGCAGGCGGAAUUAACCGAUCUUCCCCACGGGAUCGACGUCGAGCAAUACAGGGCUACAGUACCGCGAUGGAAGCGAAUUUGGCAUCACAGUUUGACACAGAUGAUACUUCUCAGUAUCCAAGCGUUUUGUGGACCGGCCAUGUCAGAUGCAAUCACUGGCUUGGGUGGGGGUGGUCUUGCUACUCCACAGGUGUCUAAUAUUUCAACGGCAAUUCGAUAUGCCAUGCUUGCUGUCGUUUGUUUCCUAGGUGGUCCCAUCGUCAAUAAGAUUGGUGUCAAGUGGGCCCUUGUUAUCGGGUCGAUGUCUUUCCCCAUUCAAGGAUCUGCAUAUUAUUGUAACAGCAAAUUUGGAAACCAGUGGUAUCUUAUUCUGAGCGGUGCUAUCAGUGGAAUCGGGACUGCGUGUUGGUAUGUUGCCGAAGCUGGAGCUAUCAUGACACUUGCGCCUUCUGGCGCUCGUGGAAAGUAUUUGGCCUUGUGGAUUGUGUCGCGGAAUUUAGGACAACUCGUUGGAGGUGCUAUCAAUCUUGCAAAGAAUCACGAGAAGGGUACUGAAGGUGGAAUUUCUCCCGAUACUUAUGUCGCUUUUGUGAUAAUCGAGAGUCUUGCUUUGCCUUUCGCCCUCUUGAUCAUUCCUUUCGAGCGUGUGGUCCGUUCCGAUGGUACGAAGAUUGUCACGGCCGAGACACUCUCCACGAAGCAGGAAUUAAGACGAAUCGCGAAGACCGUGACAUCAAGAUUGAUCAUGCUUUCUUCUCUGUGGGCAUUAUGGUCCUUCUUCUACAGCGGUUCUUGGUCCACAUAUCUAGGAAUCUACUUCUCUGUGCGUGCCCGCGCCCUCUCAUCUCUAGUAUCGCCAUUUUUCUGCAUCGUCGGCUGUUUCGGCCUCGGCUUCAUACUCGACAUGAAAAGUCUCAGUCAGCGCCGCCGGGCCCAAAUUGGACUAUACACUGUCAUAAUCCUCAAUGUCGGCGUCUACAUCUGGUCUAUCAUCAUGCAGGUCAAAUUUGACCACCACAAUCCUGGCCAUAUUGACUGGGACGAUGGAAUUUACGCCAAGUCGUUUCUGCCGUAUUUCUUCGUGCAGACGACGGGCCCACUGUCGCAGUCGUAUAUGUAUUGGCUUUUGUCGUCUUUUGCGACCGAUGCUCAAGAAAAUGUGCGUAAUGGCGCUGCGUUUAGAUGCAUCGAAGCUGUUGGCCAGGCUGUUGCCUAUGGUAUGAAUACUCAGACGACAAGUGACCCUAUAAUUGGAUUUGGCGUGACGUUCGGGUUGCUUGGUGCUGCUAUUAUUCCCAUGAUUAUGCUAGUAAAUUCGACGCCAGAUCAGAUCCCCGCGGAUGUUGUCGCUGAGCAGCAGAAAGCGGCCGAAGAAAAGCUCGAGGGUGCUUAG
Penicillium manginii is the source of this 1458-nucleotide messenger RNA. RefSeq lists its product as uncharacterized. The transcript is spliced from 10 exons. The record is from RefSeq and is a predicted model, not a curated record. The coding region runs from base 1 to 1458 and encodes 485 amino acids. NCBI's taxonomy places the organism in Eukaryota, Fungi, Ascomycota, Eurotiomycetes, Eurotiales, Aspergillaceae.